AUGCUGUCACUAGCUGGGCAAUCCGCAAUCCGGGCAGUUCGCGCCCAGUCCACGCCCCGCGGCCUUUUAUUCCAGUUCCAAUCGUCAUCCAUCGCACGACUACUUUCCACACUUGCCAUCCUCGAGCAAAGAGAUGGCAAACUCAACAGUGGCUCGCUAGGGGCAGUCACGGCUGGAGAAAAGCUUGGAGGCUCUGUACAUGGCUUCGUCGCCGGGAAGUCGGCAAAGACGGUCGCACAAGAAGCGUCAAAAAUCAAAGGGUUAGAGAAGAUCAUCGCGGUGGAGAACGAGGCGUACGACAGAGGGCUACCCGAGAACUGGGCGCCGCUGCUGGUAGAGAAUAUCAAGAAGGGAGGAUAUACUCAUGUGAUUGCGGCGCAUUCGGCGUUUGGCAAGAGUCUGCUUCCCAGAGUGGCGGCGUUGUUAGACGUCCAGCAGAUUUCGGAUGUUAUGAGUAUCGAGGGCGAAGACACGUUUGUCAGACCUAUAUACGCCGGCAAUGCCAUUCUCACGGUCCAGAGCACCGACCCCACCAAACUGUUAACAGUGCGCCAAACAUCCUUUGCACCAGCAGAGACAGAAGGCGGCUCCGCUAGUGUUGAGGAUGGCGUGGACACCAAGGCUGAGUCGUCCACCGAAUGGAUCUCUGAAAACCUCACAAAAUCCGAUCGUCCUGAGCUGGCCUCCGCCGAGAAGGUUGUUUCGGGCGGCCGUGGCUUGAAAUCCAAAGAAGAAUUCGACCGAUUAAUGCCUCCGCUGGCAGACGCGUUGGGCGCGGCCAUUGGAGCUUCGAGAGCGGCAGUGGAUAGUGGCUUUGCGGACAACAGCUUGCAAGUCGGCCAGACGGGGAAGAAUGUCGCCCCUCAACUGUAUUUGGCCGUGGGAAUAUCGGGCGCCAUCCAACAUCUCGCGGGAAUGAAGGACAGCAAAGUCAUUGCAUGUAUUAACAAGGACCCCGAUGCGCCAAUCUUCCAAGUCGCGGAUGUAGGACUGGUUGGGGAUCUCUUUGAAAAGGUGCCUGAGUUGACGGACAAACUGAAGUCUCAAUGA
This is a messenger RNA of Fonsecaea multimorphosa CBS 102226, 1050 nucleotides long. RefSeq lists its product as uncharacterized. Gene Ontology annotation, cellular component: mitochondrion. Gene Ontology annotation, molecular function: electron transfer activity; flavin adenine dinucleotide binding. The coding region runs from base 1 to 1050 and encodes 349 amino acids. NCBI's taxonomy places the organism in Eukaryota, Fungi, Ascomycota, Eurotiomycetes, Chaetothyriales, Herpotrichiellaceae. The record is from RefSeq and is a predicted model, not a curated record. The transcript is spliced from 2 exons.